CCUCCGUCCGUCUGACUGUCUGUCUGUCUGUCGGCAGGAGACACGACGACAUGCUGCUGCUGCUCCACACCUUCUCCUCCAUCGGCCUCCUCUCAGCCGUGCUGCCAGGUGUGCUGGCGGUCACCAUGGAGACGGCGGUGGGCGUGGCCGGGCAGGUGGUGACACUGCCGUGUCGCCACGAGACAGCCAAUCAGAGAGGAGUGGAGGUGUGCUGGGGGCGGGGCAAGCCAUCGCUCUUCACCUGCCACAACACUGUGAUUGACAGCAACGGGCAGCAAAUCACGUACAGGAGGUCACACAGGUUCUCGCUGUCGCCCUCGUCCUCUCUGUCCAUCUCCAGCUCUCAGCCCUCAGACGCUGGUCUUUAUCACUGCAGAGUUCAGCUGCCUGGACUCUUCAACGACCAGACGUCCUCCGUCCACCUCAUCAUCAUCGACCCUCGCCCAGCGGUCUCCUCAGAACACUCUGAGGUCUCAGACGACAAGGGGAACCUGAAUGCACCACAGACCACAGCAGGUGACAUCACAGAGGGCGGUGAUGUCACAGGAGGCGCGCCCACAGAGCCAAUGGUGGCUCAGGUCCAGCCUGUCCAGCAGCAGGAACACGUAAACACUCUGCAGAUGUUUGUUGGAAACACAAUGAGACUUUCCUUCAUCGUCUUCAUUCCUGCUCUGCUGCUGACUGCUGCCUUCAGAGUUUGGAGGCUGAAGCAGAGAUCGGAGAGCGACCGGAGGACGGACCAAUCAGAGGAGGAGGAGGGCAGCAGCUCCGUGUGAACGUCAUCAGAACGUUUAAAUGACCUGGUUUAAUGCUGCUCAUCAGUCAGAUCAAGUCAAAGACCAGGUCAGACUGGGGAUGAAUCUGGACCUACUGCUCUGAACAAACCAGGACGGACUUGUAGAAGAUCUGACAAACCGUCCUGGAACCUUCAGCUGCAGAACGAUGAAGAGGAGCCACAUGACCUGACCGAGGCUCUUCACGUUGUCCUGAAUCAGAAAAACUAAUUAGAAUGAAGGUUUUUAUUUUGUCAAAUUGAUUCACAAAGGACACAGUUCUUCUGUUUUGUUCGUUGGUUGUUUUGCACGUUCAGUCUGUUCAGUGACAUGAAAUCUGCCCCAACGUGAAACCGGUUCUUCUUCUUCCCUGUGUUCACACACACAGCUCAUAUUUGCUCACAUGUAUAAAGAGUUCAAGGUUUUCCAAUUGUUCUCCUUUUAUUAAAUGAUUUGUAAAAUAGAACUCAUGACUCAAUUAAUAAUAAACUUGGAUUGUGUUUCAGAC
Molecule: messenger RNA, 1281 nt
Organism: Stegastes partitus (bicolor damselfish)
Lineage: Eukaryota; Metazoa; Chordata; Actinopteri; Pomacentridae
Product: hepatitis A virus cellular receptor 2 homolog
Exons: 7
Coding region: 51-776 (241 amino acids)
Biological process (GO): cytoskeletal rearrangement involved in phagocytosis, engulfment; apoptotic cell clearance
Molecular function (GO): phosphatidylserine binding
Source: RefSeq, a predicted model, not a curated record